Molecule: messenger RNA, 3765 nt
Organism: Atta colombica
Lineage: Eukaryota; Metazoa; Arthropoda; Insecta; Hymenoptera; Formicidae
Product: R3H domain-containing protein 1-like
Exons: 13
Coding region: 1-3765 (1254 amino acids)
Molecular function (GO): nucleic acid binding
Source: RefSeq, a predicted model, not a curated record
AUGCCCUCACUGCCGUUCUCCAAGCAAGGCCUCGCCAUAAGUGGCUGCGGUGGUGCGCCUCAUCAGGACGCCUCGGAGUCAGAUAUGAUAGACGGGAAUGCCAACCCUAACGUAGGCACAUCCCCCGUACCGAAUUCGCUCCACCGUCCCGCUUCCUCCUGUUCGCCAUCCGAUAAAUCGGACACUGAAAGCAAGAACUUUCGCAAUCGGACGAACACGAAACUAAAACUGUUAGUCAGAAGUCAUGCCAUGAGAGAGUCGACAUCCCCACCGCGGGAACCGCACGGCAACGGUUCAACGUCGCCGCACAGUCCGCAAUCGGCGGAUGGCGAGAAAAAGAUCAUAUGCAGCCUCUCGCCCAAUUCUGGCGCCAAGCUCAACAACAACGAAUCCAUAUUCAAUAGCAAUCUUUGUUCCGCUCAAUCUCCCAAACAGAUGCGCAACACGGCGACGUCGCCGACUUGUCGGGCACCGUCGCGAAAUGGUCAAUCUAGUCCUUCUCAGGUACAUUCACCAAAGAGCAUCACAUCUCCAACUAAUGGCAAUAAAUUGGAAAACCACCGUUCCAAAUUCGCUAGUGCGAAUAUCAUUCAGAAAUGCAAUAACUGUGUAAAGAACAAUCAAAAUGAGCGACCAGGUUUAUUGCAGACUCCGAUAUCACCCAUCAGAUGCGGUCAAACCUUGCAGCAUUCGCCGAAGAGCACCAAUCUUGCUCCGUGCGGCCAGAAUAAUCAGCACAAAUCCGAGCAACGAAGGCCGAACACAUUGAACAUUUGUAAUAAUCAAUGCUCGGCGCAAUGCGGCAACACACUCUCAGUGACCAGGCCCGGAUCUAGGCACAAGUUAAGACACCAGAAUUCGUCCCAAGGCAGUUACGAUAGCGCAUCGCCAUGCCUUUCACGCGAUAGUAGCACGGAGCUAUAUACGGACAGCACCGGGAUAGAUCUCGAACAAUUCAUUGCAGAAACUAUAAACCGCAAUCAGAAGGAUCGCACAGUGUUACUAAAGAUUGAGAAAGAUUUAAUCGAUUUCGCGAAGGAUCGACAGAAGGUUUCUCACAAAUUCCCGAACAUGUCUUCGUAUAACAGAAUGCUAGUGCAUCGAGUGGCAGCUUACUUUGGGAUGGAACACAACGUGGAUCAAUCGGGUUUAAGCGUUAUCGUCACGCGGACGAAAAACAUGCGAAUACCAGAUACUCGUUUUAAAGAGCACAUCAGAGAUGAUCUGAUCCUAUCAGAGGAGCCGCGAAGAAGUAUCCUGAAACGAGAUUCGAGCUCGUUUGAGGAUAGUUUUAAUUUCAAAUCGCCUGAUAGAUUGUCGGGCGAUUGCUGCCGGCGUAGCAAGAGUUUCGAGGAACGAGAAGAGGAAUACGAACGCGCCAGACGAAGGAUAUUUAAAGAUAGUAGUGGUGAAAGCAGCGAAGUUACAUCGUGGCCGUGGUCCUCAACAGAGAGUUCAGAUGCCUCUGCGAAAUUUCGCUUGCUACAUCCGGAUCAUCUAGUCAGGCAAAAUCGACUUCUGAAGGGCGAAUCUUUUGAUGGAAGGGAUUCAUUCCGCGGCGGAGUGUUGCGCCCAUCAGUUUCUAAGUCAUUCAGUUUCGGUGGAUAUACCAAAGGCAUGUUGACAAGGGGAGAUAGUGUUACAUCCACACAUAGCGCAGGAGCUCGCCUUAUGAAGCAAGAUUCUGGGGCGAGCAUGUGUUCACGUUUAAGUCCGAGCCGUUCGAGUAGCGGCUAUAAAUCGCAAAGUCAGCGUAGUGACGCGACGUUAUCGCCAUCUCUGUCACCUUCUCCCGUACCUGCCACUAUGACGUGUAGCCACACUCAAGUGUCCAGUCAGGACUUAAUCUCGCCAGAGUCGAACGGUGGCCAAACGGUUAUGUGGGCAGUCACUAGUUUGUCCAGCGUACCACCUGGCAGCAUAAUAAUAAACCCACAAACCAAUCAGCCAUAUACGAACACGGACGGCUCGAUUUAUCGUUUUGAUCCAGACAAUCCACCGAAGUUCUUUAAUAUGGAGAAUGAAAAUGGCACACCAUUGUCCACUAAUAAGCAGCAGCAACACAUGGAAUUGCCCUCUGAGCCGUCCAGAACGAAUAACAAUCUCAAGAAUGACAAUAGGAAACAGAGAUCGCCGCAAUCGAGGAUCAAUGUUACGGGGGCGUCUACCGGGGCCCAAGUAACGAACACAGCGACAUCGCCAAGUCUGCCAUUCACUCCGCCGCCACCGCCACCACCUCCUCUUCCUCCUACUUCUAUUCCGCAGAAUCCACCCAUUCUACAACAAGCGCAGCAACAGCAUCUCCAAUCUCAGCCGCAUCCGCAGCAGCAAAGUCUAGUCAAAUCGUCAACGACACUACCGAUAUUUAAUCAUACUAACCAAACAGCUCAACAACCCUACGCGACCUACGUACCUACCUCAGAACCGUAUAAUCAAGGUGUCUAUCCACCCCCCAUGGGACAACCGACUGUGAUGAUGGCAUCUCAUCUUACUCAGAGUCAAGCAAGUGUACAAAAUGGCGGUCAGGGCGAUGUCUUCAAUCAGAAUCAGGUCUACACCAAUUAUGCGGUACCUGUGCAUCAAGGACCAAUAUCACAGUCAGGGGACAUGGCCGAGUUAUCCGGAUAUUUCUUAGGUAUGAACAUUUAUGAUCAGCGUAGUAAUGGGGACAGCCACUCCACGCCUCCGCAUUCUACGUAUCCGCCAUCCUCUGCAAAUCAGACCGUGCAAAAUGUGCAGUCAAUACAACCAAAUUAUUGGCAACCAUCGCCAAAUCAAAUACCGCCUCAACAGACUAUGUAUUUUGUACCUCCACCUGGAACGACAAUUUCUGUCGGUCAGAAUCCGGGAGACAGGCAACAGCUGCAUCAACAGCAGAGAUUUCCAACGAAUUAUUCUUUCAACGCGCAAACGAUGACGUCUCCGAGCCAACCAAGUUCUAAUUUCGUCGGCAGUUAUCCAGUACCUUACAAUUCGUUACCAGCAGUAACUCCAACUCCUGGCGAUUAUACGUAUCAACCACCAGUUCAAAUGAUUCCUACGUAUUAUCCGCCAGGGCAGCCGGCGAUGCAACCACCGCCUGUGAUGUACAGAGUACCUACGCCACCGAACACACCAACAUCUAGUCAAAUACCUGGUAUGCCGUUGAUGUACGUUAACUCAAGUAGCUAUGCAACCCCGACAAUGAUGACCAGUGGAACAUUCGGACAUCAGGUCACCCAUAACGGUACGUCCCCGGCGCCGCCUGGAGCAUAUAUGACACCCACGUUGGUUCCCAAUCUCGUCUUCAGGCAAAAUGUUCCGAUCGUUCCCAGCGUGCGGGCGACAACGCCAGGUAAUUCCCAAAGAGCCAGUCGAUCUCCAACUCCGGCGCACGAGUUUUUCGGAGGUGGGAGCGGGGACCGAAGCGCACAACCUCAACCACGUUACCCACUGCCAAUGUAUCAGGGUGUCCAUAUCGUGCAAGGGGACAUGAGAUUGAUGCACUCAGGCGUACCAUCUAAUUCCCGGUUGCAGUAUGCACCAGUAUCAUCACCGCCUGUUGUUCAAGGCUGCCCGCGGCCUUACAGGCCACCUUCGUCUAACACUUCGGGUGCCGGUACGCCGAUUUCCUUUGACGGCAGAAAUCAGAAAAUUCGUAAACAUAGGUCCAAAAUAACAUCUUUGCCACCAAGCGGCGCACGACCCAAUUUUUAUCAAACAUCUUCCAUGUCAUCGCUUCCAUCGAACAUACCCAAAGACAUCAGAGAAGGUAUGAAAAAUUAG